AACCGUACCAUACCAUACCAUGCCCAGCCCUAGACAAUGGUAGUAUGUGUUCCUUCUUGGUAGGGAGUGCUACUGGAUACCGGUUGAAAAAAAAAAAAAAAAGAGUGUGUUCCUUCUGGUCUAAUUUCCCGUCCACAUUCACUAUUAUCAAGAAAUAUAUAAUGCUAUAAAUGUGUAUAUUGAUGACAUAACCCAUAUUUCAUAUUUGUGUGUUAAAUUAACAAGAGAAGAGAUUGAUUGUGAAUGGCAGUUGAGAAAUCAGAGGAGGAAUGGCGAGCCAUUCUAUCUCCCGAGCAGUUUCGGAUCCUCCGUCUCAAAGGAACUGAGCUGAAGGGCACUGGUGAAUAUGACAAAUUUUUUGGUGAAGGGGUCUACAAUUGUGCUGGUUGUGGAACCCCACUGUAUAAAUCCUCAACCAAAUUUGACUCUGGCUGUGGCUGGCCUGCUUUCUUUGAGGGUCUCCCUGGGACAAUAAAUCGCUCCCCAGAUCCAGAUGGAAGGAGGACAGAGAUCACCUGUGCUGCCUGUGGUGGACACCUUGGUCAUGUUUUCAAAGGGGAAGGGCACAAGACACCCACAGAUGAACGCCACUGUGUGAAUAGCGUUUCUGUCAAGUUUAUCCCUGCGAAUACCUCAGCUUAAUUCUGAUACUCUUUCAUUUGUAAUGUUAGAAAUCAGUUGUUCUGUGCUAGACGGCUAGACCUUAGUACCAUUCGUUAUAAUAACAACUUGUUUCUGGAUUAUUUUGUUUUAAAUAUUUCUUGAGAAUGCUUUUCAUCCACUCAA
This is a messenger RNA of Capsicum annuum, 786 nucleotides long. Its product is annotated as peptide methionine sulfoxide reductase B5. Gene Ontology annotation, biological process: response to oxidative stress; protein repair. Lineage: Eukaryota; Viridiplantae; Streptophyta; Magnoliopsida; Solanales; Solanaceae. Bases 244 to 642 code for a protein of 132 amino acids. The record is from RefSeq and is a predicted model, not a curated record. The transcript has 3 exons. Gene Ontology annotation, molecular function: peptide-methionine (R)-S-oxide reductase activity.